This is a messenger RNA of Hymenoscyphus albidus, 1518 nucleotides long. The record is from the annotation of a GenBank genome assembly. Lineage: Eukaryota; Fungi; Ascomycota; Leotiomycetes; Helotiales; Helotiaceae.
AUGUUUGCGGUUCCCGGUUGGUCAGUCGAGUCCAGAACUCUCAAAACACAAACAGUAGGUUCAAUCCCCGCAAAAACCACUUCUGCAGCCACAGACGACAAUGAAGAAGGCAGCAAGAAAGCCAACAAGAAGCGCAAGCGGGGAAAACACGCCGACGAUGUCAAUUCUUCCAAUGUCGCAGAAUUAUACGAGACCGUGAUCGAGGGUAGGCCCAAGGUUGAUAACUCGGGUGAAAAGCGACAGAAGAUUUCCAAAGAUGGUGCUGCCGAGGAGACCGAAGCCGUCGUGCCCAAAGUUAAGGGUGUAAAGCAAGAGAAGAAGAAGAAGGAAAAGACAUUGAAGGAUAAGAAACGGGAGAAGAAAUUACGAGAGCAAUCCGGAGAAACGCCUGUCGACAAGACCAAGCCCGCAGAAUCGAAGAAGGCAGCAAAAGAAGUACCAGUGGCUGCACCCGCUCCAACACUGACACCUCUCCAAGCAUCUAUGCGCCAGAAACUCAUAUCAGCUCGAUUCCGCCAUUUGAACCAAACUCUGUAUACCACUCCAUCCGCACACUCCCUCUCCCUCUUUUCAGAGAACCCGGAAAUGUUUACCGAGUACCACGAAGGCUUUCGCCGACAAGUAGAGGUCUGGCCCGAGAAUCCUGUGGACGGUUAUAUUCGCAUAAUCAAGGCACGAGGCAAAGUCCGAGGACCAGUUCGGAAAGGUGAAGCAGAGGUAGCACCAGCAGCAGUCACAUUACCUCGAACUGAAGGAACAUGUCACAUUGCCGAUUUAGGAUGUGGAGAUGCUGCACUAUCGGCGGCUUUACAGAAGGAUUGCAAGAAGCUCGGGCUCAAAAUUCAUAGCUUUGACCUUUAUUCUCCCCAUCCUCUGGUUACGAAAGCAGAUAUCGCGGAUCUUCCUCUCAAAGAUGGUAGUGUCGAUAUUGCAAUCUUCUGCCUUGCCCUCAUGGGUACAAACUGGAUUGAUUUUAUCGAAGAAGCCUUCCGAAUUCUGCGAUGGAAAGGAGAGCUCUGGAUUGCUGAAAUCAAAUCUCGUUUUGGUCGUGUUGGGAAGGGAGGGCGAGUAGAACACAGCGUAGGAAAUCGGCAGCGCAAGCUGCAGUCUCCUUCUAAAAAAGAGAAGCAAAAGGCCGAGGAUGAAGCAGCAAAAGGACAUGACACAGCCCUGAUGGUAGAAGUGGAUGGAAACGAUGACAUGAAAGUGGAAACGGACGUCAGUGCAUUUGUCGAAGUCCUACGUAAGCGAGGAUUUCUGCUGAAGGGGGAGGAUGCGAGGGGUGAGAAACCGAUUGAUUUAAGCAACAAGAUGUUUGUGCGUAUGCAUUUUGUCAAGAGUCAGACUCCAUUGAAGGGCAAGUGUGUACCAGUUCCCGAGGGUAUGAGUGAGAUGGGACUGGAAACUUGGAAGAGUAAGAAACCAAAGAAGUUUCUCGAGGCUGAGGGCGACAAGGGCGAUGUACCGAUUUCUAGCGAAGCAGCUGUUUUGAAGCCUUGUGUUUAUAAGCUGAGAUGA